Syngnathoides biaculeatus (alligator pipefish) is the source of this 1600-nucleotide messenger RNA. RefSeq names its product RNA polymerase I subunit F (gene polr1f). The coding region runs from base 50 to 1276 and encodes 408 amino acids. Lineage: Eukaryota; Metazoa; Chordata; Actinopteri; Syngnathiformes; Syngnathidae. Gene Ontology annotation, cellular component: RNA polymerase I complex. The transcript has 4 exons. Gene Ontology annotation, biological process: DNA-templated transcription initiation. The record is from RefSeq and is a predicted model, not a curated record.
ACGAAAACGGAAGUUGAUACUCGUUGACUUUCCGUUUUUCCGGGACAAUAUGGCGAACCUGGAGCAUGUCGAAGACCAGUCAAAACACGUGAAAAUGCCUGGCGACACCCAGCAGACUUACCCUCAGAAAGCGGCGACUAUGUUUUCCUCUGCUGCGGGGAAUGUUUUCGCAGAGGUUUCGUGUGCUAUCCCAUCUUUUGCGGCCGCUUCCGAACUCGUGUCAACGCCUUACUCGUGUCUGGUGAUGAAGACGCACCGAAGACACGUCGCCCUGCCGCCGAUGUACCUGAACAAGAAGAAAACGGGAUUACAGGGGGAGCUGCAAGCCGAGCUGCUCAAAUUCUCACCGAGGCUUCAAGGUGUACCUCUUGCUUAUGACAAUAUACAGAUUGUGCGCCACUUUGGAGACAUUUACGAUGACAGCGGCUACAUCCACAUGGACAUAGAGGCCAACUUUAUUAUAUUUCAACCUAAAAAAGGACAAAGAUUGCUGGGGAAGGUGAAUAAACUGGGUGUGAGCCACGUAGGCUGCCUGGUGCACGGCUGCUUUAACGCCAGCAUCCCCAAACCCAGUCUGGUCUCUGUGGAUACCUGGUGGGAAGCAGGGCCUAGGAUCGGCUCUGAGCUCGAGUUUGAGGUGAUUGCGCUCGAUGCGGACACUGCCGGUGUGCUCCUUAUUAGGGGAAGGCUGGACAAAACCAGGGUUCAAGAAAUGUUGUCUUUUUCUGAGAGCGGGGAAUUGAGCGUCUCCGUCGACCAGGCCGAGCUAGAAGACACCGCAGUAGUUGCAGAACCCAACGACGAGUUCAUCGAGGAUAACUCCAUCAAGAAGAAGAAGAAGAAGAAGAAAAAAAAGAAAGAUAAAAUCAAAGAAGAGAUAGAAGAGGAAGCGGCUUUGUCGUUCUUCCAAGGCGAUUGUCACGUCACGCUAGAGCCAGAGGAGAAAAAGAGCGGCACAAAAGGUGAGAAGAAGAAGAAGAAAAAGGAGAAGAGGAUAAAAGAAGAAGAGUGUCACACCCCGCUGGAGCUGAACGGAAAAAAGAGUGACACAAAAGAUGAGAAUAGGAAGAAGAAAAAGGAGAAGAGAAUAAAAGAAGAAGUGGAGGUACAGCUCUCUCCCAUGGAAAUCCACACCAGUGACUCCAGCGGUUACCAUAGCGACAAGCCCAAUAAAAAGAGAAAGCAUGAAAAGGAGGAUGAAAUCACAGAAAGUUUUACACAAGAUGCUGGAGAACCAAAGUCCAAGAAGAAAAAGAAGAGGAAAAGUGACGUUUGAAAACUGGAUUUUUAUCUGAUGUGGAGGAAAGGGCUGCAAUUGCCAUACUUGGCCUGAUGGGGGAGCAAAACUGCUUCGCAAAAACAGCACAAGUAGGCUACACGUCUUUGACAUAAUACAAAUACAAUAUGUAUUUUUAUGUGCCUUACAGCUCUCCACAAACUCCCUUAAGAGACCACGUGAUCACCUGCAGUCAAGGAAAAACUUGGGUAAAGGCUGUAAGGGGAUAAGAAUAUUAAGAAUAUUAAUAGUGUAUGUGUGUUUGUUCGUUUGAAUUAAAUCCAGAAGAAUAUGCAAAAUAAAGAAAUUGUUCAAAAAUAGUUU